AUGUGGUCAAUCGUUGCUUUUGAUGCAGACAACACUGUAGAAGUUGUACCAUCAAAUUGGUUUCAUAAUAAUGUAUGUGCAUGGCCCAAAAAAAAUUUGAGAUCAUACAUUGACAAUCAAGUAUCACCAAAUGAAAAAUGUUUUCGUUAUUUAAAUGCUCGCAAAUUAGGAAAAAAUUUAAUUAGUUAUAAAAUUGCCGAGGAAAAGGCCAAUCUGGGUAAACAGACAUCUGAUUUGUCAACAAAUGAAUCUUCUCAAAAACAUUUUGAUACAAAUAAACUGAAAUUAAAAAGAAAGAUAUCUCUUGAAAAAGUAACUAAAGAUAAUAAAGGUUUAUGGAGCCCAGAUUCUGGUGAUAUUUUUGAUGAUAGCGAUGUUGAUCCUCUAUACUCACCGCCAGUAUUGAAGAAUAAUGUCCAAGGUGAAUUGUCAUCACCAAAACAUCCUUCAGCAAGCUUACCAGUAUUGGCUAGAAAAAAGUUAGACAUUGACAUUUGUUCUUCAGGUGGUCCAAACAAGAUAAAAAAACUAAAAACCGUGGCUGGUAAUUCAGUGUCUCAUAAUAAGCCAUUAUCAACAGAAUCACCAGGUAUUUCAUAUUAUUAUAGUGAUCCUAGAAAAAGGGUUUGCUUAUCAGUAAGUCCCAGUACAUCAAACAAAAUACAGGAAUUUAAAAAUGCUGAUCAAAGUAAAGCAACACCCGAUAGUAUAAAACAUACUGAAAUUAUCAGUACAUCAUCGUCACCAUUUAAGGUCACUCGUCAUGAUGAAAAUUAUAUAGCAAGUACUUCUCAAACUACUCAAAACAAGAAGAUGAAUAAUAGUAGUGAUACCAUUGAAAAAAUGAACCGUAACGUCUUGAGUUUGAAGUAUGAAAUUAGAUCUCUGCACGAAAAAGUUGACAAACUUGAUGAAAUAAUUAGAAACUUCACAGAAAACAACAAUGUUGGAUAUAACAGAGAUGUCGGUAGUUUUGAAGCAGAUUCAUUUCAAACAUUGUUAAGCAGUGAUUUUCCUUUAGAAGAUGAAAAUGCUCUUCAAUCAUUCGAAAAUAAGCUAUUAGACAAUAGUUUUAGGUUGCAAAUGGUUACCGAACUUAGCCGUUAUGUGCGAAAUACGUUGCCAAGCACCAUUCGGUCCAUAAUGCGUUUCCUGUUCAAAGAUUCAUUACUUCAAGAAUACAGUUAUAAGGGCCAAAAAAAGAAAAAAGUGUUUUCAACACUUGGAGUUACCUCCUCUAUUAUAUUUGAUGCUGUGAAAAACAUGAAGCGUUAUCAUAAGUAUGACAAAAUUGAUGUGGAACAACCUAUGAAAAUUUUUAUUGCUGGUGCAAAAUUUAGGGACAAUAAUAAGACUUCAGAAUAA
Messenger RNA from Macrosiphum euphorbiae (potato aphid), 1365 nucleotides. NCBI's taxonomy places the organism in Eukaryota, Metazoa, Arthropoda, Insecta, Hemiptera, Aphididae. The record is from the annotation of a GenBank genome assembly.